AUGGAACACAGCCCGCGCGACACCAGUCCGGACAGCGACGACAUCAGCACAAUCGUAACCAGCACCCGCAACCGCCUCUCGGACCAAACCUCCAUCCCAAUCCAAGACCGCCGCGAAAGCAAUCUCAAUGGCGUCGAGCUCGAACGCAUAAACACCUACAGGCUCCAACACCGAUCCACCGUCGGUUCAGGGAUCGGCAUCACACCCCGCGAAGAAUGGCUCCCCCUCGGUGCUGGAAAACCAUAUCCGCCUGCCCUCCCAGACCCAGAACAAUACGUUGUGGAAUUCACGGACGCGCAGGAUCCCCUGCAUCCGCAGAAUUGGAGCCUGAAGCGCAAGAUUGGUAUCUCGGUGACGCUUGCGUAUACGACUUUCGUGUCUUCGUUUGCGAGCGCGAUUUACUCUGCUGCUGUGGGUGAGAUUGCGCCGCAUUUCCAUAUUAGUACUGAGGUUGCUAUUUUGGGUGUCACGCUUUAUGUGUUGGGGUUUGCGUCUGGGCCGACGGUGUGGGCGCCGGCGAGUGAGUUGAUUGGGAGACGGUGGCCGAUUUGUAUUGGGAUGUUUGGGUAUUCGAUUUUCACGAUUGCGACGGCGACGAGCAAAGAUGUGCAGACGUUGAUGCUGACGCGGUUCUUUGCGGGCUUCUUCUCUGCUAGUCCGAUUGCGAUUGUGCCGGCUGUGUUUGCUGAUAUUUAUAAUAAUCAGACGCGGGGUGUGGCUAUUGCGAUGUUUGCGAUGGCGGUUUUUGUUGGGCCUUUUGCGUCGCCUUUUACGGGGGGUUUUAUUACCAUGUCUUAUUUGGGGUGGCGGUGGACGAUGUAUAUUGCGUCGAUUAUGGGGUGGUUGGCGACGGGAUUGUGUCUUUUGUUCUUGAAGGAGACUUAUGCUCCGGCUGUUUUGGUGGAGAAGGCUGCGACUUUGAGGCGACAGACGCACAAUUGGGGCAUUCGAGCCAGACAGGAGGAGAUCGAGCUUGACUGGGGGGAGCUGAUCACCAAUAACUUCAGUCGUCCCUUCCGCAUGCUCUUUACCGAGCCGAUUGUUUUCUUGAUAUCCUUGUGGAUGAGUUUUGUAUACGGCCUGAUGUAUGCGCUGCUCAGCGCAUACCCCGUUGUCUUCCAGGGCAUCCAUGGAAUGAACCUGGGAGUAGGCAGUCUCCCAUUCAUUGGACUGAUCAUCGGAGAGAUUCUGGCCGGUGCAUAUAUCCUUUGGGACCAGAGGUCCUACAGCAAGAAGCUUGCUGCCAACAACAACAUCCCCAUCCCAGAAUGGAGACUUCCUCCCGCCAUUCUCGGUGGACUCUGUUUCUGCAUCGGACUCUUCUGGUACGGUUGGACCGGAUGGACCAAAUCAAUCCACUGGAUGGCUCCAACUGCCAGCGGAUUAUUGACCGGGUUUGGUAUUUAUGUGAUUUUCCUACAAUGUUUCAAUUACCUGAUUGACUCAUAUCUGACAUUUGCGGCCUCUGUAUUCGCCGCAAACACGAUCAUUCGAUCCGCUGUUGGAGCUGCAUUCCCGUUGUUCUCGAAACAGAUGUUCGUCAAUCUGGGCGUCCAAUGGGCUGGUACGCUUCUUGGAUGUCUUGCGCUCAUCAUGGUUCCUAUUCCUCUUGCAUUCAUCAAAUGGGGUCCUGCAUUGCGGAAGAAGUCCAAGUUUGCCCCGAUGUUGGAUAUUGCACCGGCUGAAAAGUCGGAAAAAGGGUCGGAGGCUGUUUAA
This is a messenger RNA of Penicillium olsonii, 1716 nucleotides long. Lineage: Eukaryota; Fungi; Ascomycota; Eurotiomycetes; Eurotiales; Aspergillaceae. The record is from the annotation of a GenBank genome assembly.